Molecule: messenger RNA, 7649 nt
Organism: Geodia barretti
Lineage: Eukaryota; Metazoa; Porifera; Demospongiae; Tetractinellida; Geodiidae
Source: the annotation of a GenBank genome assembly
CAAAGGCGCCACAACGGAUAUAUAACAGUUAAAAAUGGCACUAAGUGAAGUGAUUGCUAAGGAAGGUCUUUCUGAGAGAUGGGUGGAGAUAUUUAAAGAUGAACUGGGUAUUAAAACUAUACAAGGAUUGAAAUACAUUGGAAAAGAGUCUUAUCCAUUACUUGUGCAAUUUGUAACCGAGCCAUUAGAGAAAAGAUACUUGUUGAAAUUACUGGGAAUCGAGGCUGCUGAAAAACAAAGCCUAACAAUUAAUUGUACUAAGAUGUUUUUAGGAAAAAAGGAAGAGUUGGAGAAAGCAUUGAAACAAUUAAGAAAUCUGCAAGGUCUUAGAAAGUAUCGGCAAGACAGUGAUGUCCAAGCCGUAGAAAGCGUUUGCCAAGAAAUUCUUCAAGUGCCUGAAGGUGCAUGGUUUGGAGAAAGUUUAAUAUUAGAUGAAGUAAUUGAAAAUGUUUGUGGAAUGAUAAGGUGUUUUGAAAAAGCCCAUGAAGAUGAAGAUUCAAAUGAAUUGCCAUUCUUAUUACAAGUAUCAGGUGGACUUUCAUUAGAUUCCGUAGGCGGCAUUGUAUUGAAAGGGGUUUGGGUCAUAGAAGAAGCAAGUAACUUCGUACUGCGUAGCAGUAAUAUGCUAAAGGCCCCAACUGAUAUUCAGUUAAAUUUCCCAUUGCGUCCACAGUUUACUGAAACAAAGCAUUUUCAAAGUAGAGAGCAGGAAAGGGAAUUCUUUGACCAACUAGCAAAAACUGGUUAUUCGAUGCCUACGACAGAUAAGAUGAACAUAAUAAGAGCAAGCCAAGCCUACUGUUCUACGAUACGCUAUUGUUUCAUGCCAAUGGCUACAUACUAUUUUGAUAAUGAUCAACUCUACCUUUCUGAUUAUGCUUUGUCAAGUCUUUCUGAAAUUGACCGCUUAAUAACAGGUGAUAAGGCAGUAGAAAAAGGUUGCCAAGCGUUUUUUGAAGAAUUUGGUUCACACUGCCUGCAAGGACCAUUUCAUUUUGGAGGUCUAUAUAUUUGCAAAUGCUAUAGCUCUGGGUUCCCUAGUUUUUCCAAUGUUAAAGAGUUAAAAAGGAUACAGGAUGAAGUGAUUAAUGCACAAAUGCGAAUGUGUUUUUCCCCCUGUUAUGAAGAGAUUUGUGUCUCUCAACUUAAGGGGAUAUCAGGACAAGAGAGAUUAAAAAAUAAUGUCAAGUUGCAAGUUAUUACAGUCGGUGGACCUAAAAGAGCAUGUGGUUUUCCUGACUGGAAAAACAGCCUGAGUGGAAGCAAUUGUAGGUGGAAAUUGAUUGAUUGUGGCAUAUCAAAACUUCCUGUGUGGGAUAUUAUUGUUCUUAAUCACAAAAAGCACUUUAAAAAUGUUGAGAAACUAGCAUCGAUGUUAAGGCAGUGCUGGAAAAGGUCUGUUAUGAAAACUAAUGAAGGUGGUAAUGAUAGUCUUCACAAAAAGUUUAGUAAUUUUGUGAAAAGCCUACAACUAGAAGAAGCAAUGGUACAAACACAACUCAAUGCAUUAGUUACCAAAAGAAAAGAAGUAGAACAGCUAACAUGUGAUCCUAGAGCAUGGGCUUUGGAAUAUCUCCCAAUCCUGCAGGAAUACUUCUGUUUCAUUAUAAAAAACUGCAAAGUUGACAAAAUUAAGUCACUGCUUAAACUUGUUGUUGAACCAGUGGAUCUGGGACUUACUGCAAUAUUCCCAUUUGAGUCAAUGGGAUACACAUUGAAGUGCAUAUAUGGCACUGAAAGAGAGCUACCUCAACUACUCUGUGAUGACUUUGUACACUUUGGCAGGUAUAUUGAUCAAGCUGUAGCCAUAGUAUCAUCAAUGCCUGGUGUUCCAUGUCCAUAUCUUAUUGCUAAAGGAACCUCAUUGGUUGAGAGGGCAGUACAAUUACUAAGACAGCACCUUCUGAGAGCUGGACAACCAUAUGAGGAAUGCUUGUUAUUAACAAUUCUUCAUGCUCAGAAAUACAACCCGGAAAACCAAACAUUUUUAGCUCUUGUUUCAAGGAAGGAUUUUGAAAUUUUGAACCAUCAUUUCAAAGCAUGGUCACAGAAUUUUUUUACACUUAACCAACAAAGUGAUUUACAAAAGCAAUCAUAUUUAAUGUACCUAACCGUACAUGUCAGUCACACAAUGGGUGGAACUGAAGAGUGUAUUGAUUUUCAUGUUAAGUUCUUACAACAAAAGCUCAAUCUAAUGCCUGAGAUACAAUCCAUUCUUAAACCAGGAAUAGACUGGGAGAAUUUUCAGACGGUAAUGAAAGAUAUGUGUAACGGUGCUGUCAUUGAUCAAAAUAGGGCGAAAAAUUCACUCCUACCAAGUUCUGAGAUAGAACAACAAAACCAAGUUGAAGUGUUGAAGCAUCCAGUAGAAAAGCACCAACAUAUAUUAGCUACACAACCCCCACCCAAGCCAUUAAGGAAGCCACUUCAACCACAAACACGCAAGGUUCCACCACUAAAAAACACAGGUGAACAUUUCAGUAUGACAGGUAUGGAGCUAAAAUCUUCAAAGCAAACAGAGAACAUUCCAGAUCAAUUUGAACAGCAUACAAGAAUUGGACAAAAACAGUCAAGGAGCCUCAGUACACAGCAUCAACUAACCCCCCCAACUGAACACCCAAUUAGCUUUUUGCUUGAAAAGGUGGGACUAACUGAUUAUUAUCCUCAAAAACUUUCUUGUAGAGAUGCAAUUGAAAUUCGAGAAGAUACAAUAAACCUUGCUAAAAACAAUUGCUCCCAGCUUUAUCCGUUCAUUAUGCUCCAGAAAAUCAUGGCAUUUGAUUCUAAAUGCAGAAUUCCAUUACAUGGACUGCAACACAAUGAAUCAGUUUCUGAUAGUGAUUCCGAUUCCGACUCAGAUGAAAGUGAGAGUGGUGACUCUAUUCAUCCAAUGGAUGGUCUACUUGCUCUUUUACUGUGUUGUGAUACUUUUCUUCGUCAGGAUCUCUUCUGCAGAAUGGCUACCAGUCAUAUUUCUGUACCUCUUCUUCUCCCCAACCCUCACACUGGAGAUCCCACACUAUUAUUGUGGGCGCUGAGGUCAAUUGUAAAAGAAUUUAAAUUACCAGAUGGAAAAACAUACAGCGGGCGCAUUAUUUCCUAUCAAACCCCAUUUGUGUCAUUUUUAAGAGUGGGCAAGCACUCCAUUUCAAAAUCAGAAAUUUUAAAUGGUGUAAUAAACAAAACCAAUUCAGAUAACAAAAUUGAAGCUUUCAUUGGAUAUAACUCUCCUGGUGGAACAAGUUGCAAACGUUUAGUGAAAGGUUUGGUUGAACUUACCUGGUACCUUCCUGGUAAUGGACUAUUUUCUCAACCUAUUGCAUUCACUAACUUAAGGGGUGAUGCCUGUGAUCCAGAUCUUCAGAAGCAGGUAAACGUUCUUUGCUCUAUAUCUACUGUGUCUGUUGUAUUGCUUGCAAACAAUAUGUUGGACGAAGAUGCUUCCAGAGGUUCAACCAUCAACCUACUGAAACAACUUUCCCAAGCUCCAGAAGGAUUAAUUAUCCUUCAGAGUAAAAAAGACAAAAAAGGAUUUAAAAGUCAAAUUUCAGGGUGUAUUGGUGAAACUCUCUUCAAAACAAAAUGUACACUUGUUAACUGUGACAAAAGUGUAACUGUCUUUCUUGAAAAUUUGCAAACAAAGAUAAAAAAUAAACUACAGACUACUAAUGUACAGCCCUCAUUAGUAGAAAUGGCUAAGAAAUGUAACAUAACUAUCGAUGAAGAUGUCUUUGAAUGUGUUAGAGGAAGGCAACUUAUGGAGCAGCUUUUUAAAGUUGUAGAAGAUCAUCGAAGGCAGAAUCCUACAAAAGUCCUAAGGACUUACUUCCUCUCCAGAGUGAAAAGUAUUGGCAUCGAUGGGCUGAUUUAGAUAAGGAGCAGUACAGACAGAAAAGGAAAUACCAGCAUGAAGUUAGUAGGGUACACUGGCAGGAGAAAGAAGAACCGAGAGAGAGACAACGAAAAGUGGACUGGACAGCAAUGGAAUACGGUGAAGAACAAAGAAGAAGAAUGAACGAAAUAAGAAUAAAACAAUACCCUCUUGCAACAAAGAGUAGCGGUUUACUGUUUUUAUUUCUGGAAACUCUCAGAAAAGAGGAAAAGAAAGUAUUACAGUACUAUAUGAUAUGGUUAAAGUUCAGAUUGGAUGACCUUUCUAGGGAUAUAUUGCCUCCCUUUUAUGUGGAUAUUCGAAAGAAACGUAAGGAAUUAAGUGAUAUUCAACAGAAACAUGAUGAAGUAGCGGAGAAAAAAUGUCAGGCAGAACUAAAGCAUCUUGAUCAUCAAUUGCUCCAUGCCUCAUUUGGACUAGAGCAUCUAUUUAGAGAAGUUGGCCAGAUGUAUGAGGCUGUGGAAGAGCAGACGGAUGCAACAAAUGAAUUAAUCGGAUAUUUACCACAAAUGGCAGCACAAUUAUUAUAUGAUGGCUUUCCACUUGAAUUGUUAGACGGUGAUGCAUCCCACAUUCCUAAAAAAUGGAUAUCAAUGGUUUUUAAUAGCCUAGCUGAAAUUUUGCAACAAAAACAUGGUUUUGACCCCCAUGUCUACAUAUUAUCAGUCCUUGGUGUUCAAAGCACUGGAAAGUCAACAUUACUUAACACAGUUUUUGGAGUCCAGUUUAGUGUCAGUGCCGGGAGAUGCACACGUGGAGCAUUUAUGCAACUAAUCCCUGUCCAUCAUUCCCUGCACAAACAAAUGGGAGUUCAGUACUUUCUUCUGAUUGAUACUGAGGGUCUAAGAGCCCCAGAACUUGAUAGACUUGAAGUACGUGAGCAUGAUAAUGAGCUCGCAACCUUUGUCAUUGGAAUGGCGAACCUUACACUUAUUAAUGUAUCAGGAGAAGUAUCAGGGGAUAUAGAUGAUAUUCUUCAUACUGUAGUUCAUGCAUUUCUUAGAAUGAAUCAGGUACAACUGAAACCCAGCUGUCGCAUUAUCCACCAACAUGUUGUGGCUGUGGGAGCAGAUGAAAAGUUGAUGCAGGGACGCCUGAAAACAAAAGACAAUCUUGACAAAAUGACCAAAGCAGCUGCAAAAGAAACUGGUGUUGAGGUGCAUUACACACAUUUUUCUGAUGUCAUCAAAUUUGACCAUGAAUACGAUGUCUCAUUUUUUCCAGAUCUCUGGAACGGUAAACCUCCAAUGGCAAGAGUUGAUUCUGGGUAUAGUGAAGAAGCUCAGCAAUUAAAACUGAGCGUAAUAGCCAGCAGCAGAGCCAUUGCAAAGCAUUCUGUUCCCAACAUUAACACACACUUGCAAAGAUUAUGGAAAGCCAUACUUCAAGAAGAUUUUGUGUUUACAUUCCAAAACACUUUUGAAAUAAUUGCUUUCAAGACGUUGGAAGGAAAAUAUGGGGAUUGGUCAUGGUAUUUCAAAAGUGACAUGAGUGAAUGGGAACGAAUGGCAGAAAAGAAACUAUGUCGAUGCUCACCAGAAGAAAUAGACCACGCUCGUGCAACACUUCUGCAAUCAUUACAACAAUUUUCUCACGAAAAACAUCAGAAGUAUGAGAAAAUGAUGCUUGAUUAUUUCGAUGAAAGCAAUAAUGAAAAUAUGUUGAAAUGGAAGCCAGAUAUGAUGCCAAGACUACAGCAUUUAUGCGACACACUAGAACGGCAUGCAGACGAACACUGUACACAAGUCUAUCAAGCCCAGAGGGAUCGUACUGAAGCCGAUAAUGAAAGAGGGGAGCUUAAUACCAUGAUUCUAGAGCGUAUUCAGCAGUUGAUAGUAACUCUUGGAGAGAGAAAAGCAACAAAGGAUGAACUAAUAGGAAUAUUUGAUGAUCAAUGGUGUCAAUGGAUGAAAAGGUUAACAUCUAAAUUAAAGUCUUUUGUACAACCCGAUGUUGCAAAAGAAGUUGAGAAUUGCCUAAAUAGAGAAUCUUCAUCUGAUCAGAAAAAAUAUGUUAAUGAGAAGUUGGGAGAUAAAGAAUCUGGUAAGCAGCUGCGAAAAUGGGGGGUACGCUUAGUACUAACAAUCCAAGAGCAUCACAUCAAGGUCCUCCAACCAUCCAUCUGGGGAACAAACCUCAUACCAUUUUGGAAUAAAAUGCCAAAAAUUCAAUCUUUCUUUCCUUUAGCUCAACAACACACAUCAACUACUUUAAGUGCAGUAGAAGCCUCUUUGAAAAAAAUAAAACACUCUGAUAGAAACUUCAGUCCUCAGUUAGUAACAGAACUCAUUCAUCUCAUAAAAGAGAAGAGAAAGGUACAGUUGGAAGGCUUUAAAUUCACAGACGAAUAUGAUGUUGACCUAGCUCUUACAGCAUGUGGGUACGCCAUUUCAUUCUUUGAGAAGAUGGCAGAAGCGUUUAGGAGAAAACACGAUCCUAAAGUAUAUGUUGAGUUUGAAAUGAAGCCUCAGUUCCGGAAAUUAUUUUUGAAUAUGUACGACAAAGUUGGUAACGAGAAAAUAGUAGCAGACACAUUAUGUUACCAAUUGGAAGAGCCAGUUAAAGCGUUUGUUAUUGAGAGCCUUCCCUCAAAAAUUGUUAGUGAAAUGAGAGGCAAAUAUCCCUACAUUAAAGACAAGCAAAGUUUCAUUGCAAAUAUUCUUCUCGAGAUAGGUGAAAUGCUAAAUAAUCAAUCAGAGGAUGGAUUUAAGCUUUGUAUAUGUUUUUUUAACUGAUGUUAGGGCAAGUAUUGAGUGGUGGUCUGCUCACUUUGUUCAGAAGCACUGUAAUUCUGGUUCCCCUCCACGCCUUUAUGAAAUCGCAACAGACGAAUUAAAUGAUAUAAUUGAUCUUAUAAUUGAAGGGGCGAAGAAGGUAACUGCUUCUCGUGAAUCUUUUUCCAUGAGUGAAUGGCUACAAGAGUUUCAUUCUGUUGCAUUGGAAGGAAAGAUAAACCUCAAUCAACAGAUAUAUACUACAAGCCAAGAAUUUUCUGAUGUAAAAUUCUUUACAAAAGAAGUUAUUAGAGGGCUUAAUGAGUUAAAGAAAAAAAAAUUAAACCAAUAUUUUUCUGAAAAUGGAUAUUUAGAUAUUCUAAAGCGAGAACUACCUCAUGAAAUUAUAUUCGAAAUGGUAGCUGGAUGUACAGAGCAGUGCCCAUUUUGCAAAGCACAAUGCGAGCUUACUUCUGACAAACAUUCCACAAAUAUUAAACACCAAACUCAACACCGUCCUCGAUGUCUUGGGGGUAGACGCUGGGAGGGACAAAAUACAAUGGUCUUAGAUGUUUGCACUUAUUCUGUUUCUUCUGAUUCUGAUACUUGCUUCAAAACUGAACGUUCGGAAUGGAAAUGGCACGCAUAUAAGGACUAUGUAAAAAUAUAUCCAGAGUGGACAAUUCCUGCAGAUAAAUCCCUAGAAUCGUCUUUAUUUUGGAAGUGGUUCAUUGGAAACUACUCAAGCAAAGUUGAAGAUUUCUUUGGGCACGAAGAAACUGAAAUCCCAAGUGAAUGGAAAAAAUUAAAGUGGGCAAAUGUCAAGGAGUGGCUUAAAAAAGAAUACCAUUUGUAACAGCUAAUGACAUUGAUAGCUAAGUAACAGCAGAGUUUGUGAUUUACACAUCACUAGUAACAUUAUUGUAGUAUAAACAUUUAUUUCUGGAAACAUGCAAAACAUUUUUGGCGUUAUGUGAAUAACUAUGAGAGUCAGAGUUGCGAUGUGAUGUAGAAUAUGCUCUAUGUAGGGAUGUCUAAAGUUU